Cryptococcus amylolentus CBS 6039 is the source of this 974-nucleotide messenger RNA. RefSeq lists its product as hypothetical. Gene Ontology annotation, molecular function: oxidoreductase activity. Lineage: Eukaryota; Fungi; Basidiomycota; Tremellomycetes; Tremellales; Cryptococcaceae. The coding region runs from base 218 to 853 and encodes 211 amino acids. The record is from RefSeq and is a predicted model, not a curated record. The transcript has 5 exons.
AUCCUGGUUGCUCAUCAAGCUUCGUAUAGAUUCACGUAUAGCACUUGCUUCCUCAGGCCCCAUCGACUGUAGUACGCACGAAGCUGAUCAAUUCUGGCAGCAGAGUUUUGUCAUGUCGCCGACGGUCAUCGUGUCUUAAAGCUGAGCAAGCAUCAGACAGCUGAGCAAGCAUCUGUUGCGCCAUGGUGUGUUUGCUUCACACUCUAGCUGAUCAAUCAUGUGCAUACAAAUCUACAGCCAAUCUCACGUCAUGACCUCGAACAACCAAGACAAAGUCAUCCUCAUCACCGGUACUUCUCAAGGUAUUGGCGAGGGGAUCGCCAAACACUAUCUCAAACAAGGCUGGACCGUCGUUGCUGCCAUCCGUAGCCCCGAAAAGGGCCCCAAUCUCGAAGGCAACGUCAUCACAGUCAAGGCUGAUCAAUCUUCCCUGACCGACUUCCAUAAUGUCAUCGAGGAGCUCAAGACUAAACACAACAUAACCCACUUCGACAUCGUCGUCGCCAAUUCUGGUACAGCAGGUUCUGGCGCCCUCCUCACCAAAGCCUCCCCCACCGAGUUCGACUAUGUCUAUCAAGUCAACACCCGUGGGCCUCUCGUGCUCUACCAAGCUACUAGGCCACUGUUGAAGGACAAUGGGACCUUUGUGGUCAUCUCUAGUCUUGCUGGGUCAUUGCAGAGGACUUUCUUCUGGGAGCAUAUCGGUUUGUAUGGAGCUAGCAAAGCGGCAGUCAACUACCUCACUCGUACAAUCCACUACGAGGAGCCCACUCUCAAAGCAUUCACUAUCCAUCCUGGUGUAGUCAACACGUGCGCUCACCGGUCACCCCUCGUACUUGUUCAAACUUGCUGACAGCAUCUCUUUAGCAAGAUGGCCCGCGAGUCCUGGGACGACGUUGGCAAGCCUCCUAUCGAGCCAGAAACGGUUGAUGAUGUUAUCCGUAAGUGUCUCUUCAUCUCAUCCUUCUCUGCCC